Molecule: messenger RNA, 3566 nt
Organism: Nyctereutes procyonoides (raccoon dog)
Lineage: Eukaryota; Metazoa; Chordata; Mammalia; Carnivora; Canidae
Gene: KCNK3
Product: potassium two pore domain channel subfamily K member 3
Exons: 2
Coding region: 1-1227 (408 amino acids)
Biological process (GO): stabilization of membrane potential; potassium ion transmembrane transport
Cellular component (GO): membrane
Molecular function (GO): potassium ion leak channel activity; open rectifier potassium channel activity
Source: RefSeq, a predicted model, not a curated record
AUGAAGCGGCAGAACGUGCGCACGCUGGCGCUCAUCGUGUGCACCUUCACCUACCUGCUGGUGGGCGCCGCGGUCUUCGACGCGCUCGAGUCGGAGCCCGAGAUGAUCGAGCGGCAGCGGCUGGAGCUGCGGCAGCAGGAGCUGCGGGCGCGCUACAACCUCAGCCAGGGCGGCUACGAGGAGCUGGAGCGCGUCGUGCUGCGCCUCAAGCCGCACAAGGCCGGCGUGCAGUGGCGCUUCGCCGGCUCCUUCUACUUCGCCAUCACCGUCAUCACCACCAUCGGCUAUGGCCACGCAGCGCCCAGCACCGACGGCGGCAAGGUGUUCUGCAUGUUCUACGCGCUUCUGGGCAUCCCGCUCACGCUCGUCAUGUUCCAGAGCCUGGGCGAGCGCAUCAACACCUUCGUGAAGUACUUGCUGCACCGCGCCAAGAGGGGGCUGGGCAUGCGGCGCGCCGACGUGUCCAUGGCCAACAUGGUGCUCAUCGGCUUCUUCUCGUGCAUCAGCACGCUGUGCAUCGGCGCCGCCGCCUUCUCCUACUACGAGCACUGGACCUUCUUCCAGGCCUACUACUACUGCUUCAUCACGCUCACCACCAUCGGCUUCGGCGACUACGUGGCGCUGCAGAAGGACCAGGCGCUGCAGACGCAGCCGCAGUACGUGGCCUUCAGCUUCGUGUACAUCCUCACGGGCCUCACGGUCAUCGGCGCCUUCCUCAACCUCGUGGUGCUGCGCUUCAUGACCAUGAACGCCGAGGACGAGAAGCGCGACGCCGAGCACCGCGCGCUGCUCACGCGCAACGGGCAGGCGGGCGGGGGCGGCGCGGGCGCGGGCGCGGGCGGGGGCGGCGGCGGCGGCGGGGGCGCGGGUGGCAGCGCGCACACCACGGACUCCGCCUCGUCCACGGCGGCGGCGGGCGGCGGCGGCUUCCGCAACGUGUACGCCGAGGUGCUGCACUUCCAGUCCAUGUGCUCGUGCCUCUGGUACAAGAGCCGCGAGAAGCUGCAGUACUCCAUCCCCAUGAUCAUCCCGCGGGACCUCUCCACGUCCGACACGUGCGUCGAGCAGAGCCACUCGUCGCCGGGAGGGGGCGGCCGCUACAGCGACACGCCCUCGCACCGCUGCCUGUGCAGCGGGGCGCAGCGCUCGGCCAUCAGCUCCGUGUCCACGGGCCUGCACAGCCUGUCCACCUUCCGCGGCCUCAUGAAGCGCAGGAGCUCCGUGUGAACGCCCUGCGGGGCCUGGAGCGCCUGGGGGUGCAGGCGGGGCAGGGGAGGGGGCGCUCCUGCCAGAGGAGCCCCAGGGGUCCUGGAGGAGGCCCCUGGGGCUCCCCCCACGCCCCUCCUCACCCCUCCCCUGACCCCCCCAUCUCCAACUGUGCCUGCUCGUGCACCAGCCGGCAGGAGCCCGGGCUCUGAGGAUGUCUCAGGACAUCCGUGCCCUGCAAAUUCCGAGAAAUGUGAAAUUCGGGGGGUGGGGGUGGGGGAGGGAAGGCAGAAGCUGGGAGCCUCCCGUCCCUCUGGAAAUCGAAGGAGCUCCCCAGUUCUCAGAGGCCCUGCUGGUACCCAGACCACCCCCACCCUCCUCCUCCAUCCGGAGGGAACUUCGUGUUCCGUGUAAGUUUGCAUCUCUAUUUAUACCUCUGUCCUGCCAGGUCUCCCACCUUCCCGAGGCUCCAAAAGCCAAGGUGUCUUUGUUCAGGUCACCCCCACUCAGCCCCACUCCCCUUCCCCAUCCCCAGCUGUGUCUCCCAACCUCCCACUACCUUUUGUGUUGUUUUGCAUGGCUUCGCAGUUAUGGAGAAAGUGGAAAGCCAGCAGUCCCUAGAGCUAGUCCCCAGAAGGCAGGCCGACUGAAACAAGGACAGGCAGGCUGCAGGAGGGACAGGGAAGCGAGGGGGAGGUAGUGGCCCUCCAGGCUGCAGGGUGGUCUAGUGGUAGGUGAGAGUUUACUGGCCUCCAGCCCACAUAGGGGUGAGAGAAGUCCAGCCUCAGACACUGCCCUUAGAAUUGAACAGAAAACUUCAUACUUGCCAUCCCCGGCCACUGCUGACAACAACCAACUCUUAAAUCUGUGGAAUGAGUUUAGCCUCUGAAAACCCUGUCCUGACUAUUCAUUCGCUUGAUUCUCACAAUGCCCCGGUUAGGUCACCAGGGCAGGAGUUCUCAGCCCCAUUUUACAGAUGACACUGACUCCCAGACAGGGGAAGUGAGUUGCCCGAGGUGACGCAGAUAGCAAAAGGCACAGGGGAACAAGAACCCAGGCUGCUUGUUCUAAGCCUCAGCGCCCUUUCCUUCUGACUCCUCUGCCCACUGUUGAAAGCAGAGCUCCUGCCCUGCACACCCAGGCACUGUGUGAGCCAUGGGGGCUUAAACCAGAGGCAGACCCCAGGACUGAGCCAUUGUUGGGGCUCAGCAUCUACGCCACUUGGCAGGGAGCCAGGGGCUCUGGAUGGGACCCUGAGGUGGGCAGGGCCCCUCAGUCUCUGGACUGCCUGCUCACAAACAAGGAAGCAGGGCUGAGGCUCAUGGAAGAAAGCCAGGCUCCUGGCUGGGGCUCUAGGGGGUUGGGAAUUGGGUAGAAUGAGCUAGAGAACUGUCAAGCAUAUCCUACUGGGACAUUAUGCCUGGCUCUACAGCCAGUGAUGGUGCCUGGGUCCCAGGUAGCUGGAGAUAAAUUAAGGCUGCAGCAAGGGACGCCCCUCCCAGGUAGGGAGUUUGGACCUGAUGUGCCCACUGCCGACCCCACCUGCAACCAGAAACCCUGACACAGAGCAGAGAUGGAGGUGAGACCCUAGACUCCACUGUUGGGAUCCACAGCUGGAGCUGGAACUGUCUCAGGGCAGCAUCGAGGGGCGGGUGAGGGGCCUUCCCCCACUCAAGACUGCCCUCCUGUGUUGUGCCCAUGUCAGCGCCCUACCACUGCUGAGCAAGGCCAGUCCUGGUAUUCAGAGAAGCUGGGGUGGGGGACCCAGAGGGUGCUCAGCCUCGGCUGCACCCCAGCUGCGUGCUCCAGCCUCUGGGAACCCCUGAAAGACAAGACGUCUGGCCUGUGUGUCAGUCCUGUCUCGGUGUGGAGGAGCUGGCUGCCCAGGUGCCAAGGAGAAGAGGGCCCGGGACCCAGGGGUGCCCUCUGUGUUUAUGUGUGGGGCUGGGGGGCAGUGCUGGCUGCCUCUGUCCUGUGUGUGACCCUGCCCUCGAGGGGUCCUGUCCCGUCAGUCCCGAGGGAGCCACAACCAAAGUUGCAGGGAGAUGGUGAGGAAGGAGGCCAAACAGUCCUCAGCAGAGCAUGGCAGACUGCUCGGUCUCCAGCUGGGUCUUUCCCAGGGAGCUGGAAGGCCGAUGUUGCUUCCCCCCCCUCACGCCCUCCCACUGCAGGCAGCCUUUCUGCUUCCCCAAUGCCUUAUGCCUGGGCACACUGCCACAGAAUAUGCAAUACAUGUGGGUGACAUGCCCCCACGCCCACGCCCCACCCCGGGCAGCCCCUGGACCCCAAAGGCUAUGGCUGCCACGGCCUCCCUUCCUCCCCUCCUGCCUAUCUGUCUUCACACUGAGAAUGGCGUCUAA